AUGUUGACGGAAACACCACAAAUCUUCCAUGGAGACAGGUGCAAGUCAGAAAACCCAGCAGACUUCCUAAAGUCAUUUAACCGCGCCAUGAGACAGCAGUCAGUUACGGUCAUCGCCGAGAAAGUAGAAGCGUUCGGCGAUUACUUAGGCACAGGAUUGGACGCCGAAGUAUGGUUCAAAGUACUCUUACCAAGCCCAAAAACAAGUUGGGCAGCGUUCGUAACCGCGUUCGAAGUCCAUUGGCCACCAAUUGUAGUUGCAGAGAAGACUAAAGCGGAGUAUGAGAGAGAAUUGAUUGAGCACCUCAUGUCAGAUGCAGAGGUAGGAACGAAGACUACCUUGCAUGACAGGGAAUGCUGGACACAUGAAGCUUGGGCAACCAAAGCGCUGCAGUUAGCCUCGAGAGCAGGAAUCGAGGCAGGUGCCUCAAUGAUCUGGCAGGUUAGAGGGAGACUACCGAGCGUUAUCAAAGACCUACUGAAAGCUGAUGAAUACACGGAUUGGGCCGCGUUCACGACAGAGGUCAAAGAGCUCAAAGGCAAUAGAGUCUUAGAAAAGAAGGAGCAGCAUAGCAAACAAGAGCACGAAGUAAACAUGCUACGCGCAGACGUUGCACGAUUGCAACAAUGCAACCCCAUGCAGGACUCACUUGCCACACUCCAGAACCACAACAACACUGUCACGCGCAUGCCCACCCUCCAGGCAACUCAACACCCACAGCCCAUGUUUACCAGGCAACCAGCAUCAGUUCCCCAACCUCUUGUGAUCACGGAGGACCUUAAGAACGCAACCCGACAACUCGUCUCAUCAUCCAUACACCAUCCCGAUACCCCUGCAGGCCACACAGCAUAUACGUCACAAAUCGCACAGUGGAAUGCGAAAUGGGGUGAGUACACAAGGGUCACACCAGAGACAGGGUACCCCUUAAAGCCGGGCACAGCAGUAAUCGCCUCGAGCGAAUGUUUCAACUGCGGGACCCACGGGCACAACGGCAGAAACUGUGUACUGCCAGCAGACCACGCAGAAAGACUCUCGCACAAAGAGGCCGCCUGGAGAGCAAUAGUAAGCAAGGUGUUAGGACCAUUCAACCGCGCAACAGCUACUCCAAUCUCGCUCGUCACUGGCCAUAUACCGCAGUACAUGUCAGCCUGGAUUGAAGAAAUACCAGAGCAGGAGGAGGGAAAAGGCAACGGGUCGGCGUAG
This is a messenger RNA of Suillus subalutaceus, 1203 nucleotides long. RefSeq lists its product as uncharacterized. Bases 1 to 1203 code for a protein of 400 amino acids. Gene Ontology annotation, molecular function: nucleic acid binding; zinc ion binding. The transcript is spliced from 2 exons. NCBI's taxonomy places the organism in Eukaryota, Fungi, Basidiomycota, Agaricomycetes, Boletales, Suillaceae. The record is from RefSeq and is a predicted model, not a curated record.